Messenger RNA from Plasmodium inui San Antonio 1, 1536 nucleotides. RefSeq lists its product as hypothetical. The coding region runs from base 1 to 1536 and encodes 511 amino acids. Gene Ontology annotation, cellular component: nucleus; tRNA-splicing ligase complex. The record is from RefSeq and is a predicted model, not a curated record. NCBI's taxonomy places the organism in Eukaryota, Apicomplexa, Aconoidasida, Haemosporida, Plasmodiidae. The transcript has a single exon. Gene Ontology annotation, molecular function: RNA ligase (ATP) activity. Gene Ontology annotation, biological process: tRNA splicing, via endonucleolytic cleavage and ligation.
AUGAAGCACGGCAGCCGAAGCGAAGCCACCCGCGGAGACAUCCGCAGCUACAUUCACAAGGCGGGGGAAAAGAAUCUGUACCGAAUAAAAAAGGGGCUGGUCCCAAACAUGAACGUAGAGGGACACAUGUACGUGAAUGAUAAGUUGAAGCACCUCAUAGACGAUGAAAUAGAGACGUACCAGCUGAACAGCAACUCAACAUUCCUCCCAGCAGUUAUUCAGAUAGCAAAUGUAUCGACCCUGCCAGGCAUCGUAAAGGCAUCCAUAGCCUUACCAGAUGUACACGCAGGGUACGGAUUCUCCAUAGGAAACGUGGCAGCAUUCGACAUGAGCAAUGAGAAGGCGAUUAUCUCCCCUGGAGGAGUAGGAUUUGACAUAAACUGUGGAGUGAGGUUAAUUAGAACAAACCUGUUUUAUGAAGACAUAAAGGAUAAGCAAGAGCAAUUAACGCAGCUCCUUUUUAAUAACAUUCCAGUGGGGGUAGGAUCACAAGGAUGUAUAUUAUGUAAUCAAGACAAACUCGAUGAAGCUCUCUGCUUAGGAAUGGACUGGUGUAUCAAAGAAGGAUACGCAUGGGUAGAGGAUAAGUCAAACUGUGAAGAUAAUGGAAGGAGCUUAUAUGCUGAUAGUAACUACGUAUCUGUGAGAGCUAAAAAACGAGGGAUAACACAGAUGGGGACGUUAGGAGCUGGCAACCACUACGCUGAGAUUCAAAUUGUCGAUGAAAUAUACGACAAGAGGAGUGCCAAACUGAUGGGGAUCGAAAAAAAGAACCAAGUCUGUAUAAUGAUUCACUCAGGAAGUAGAGGGCUGGGUCAUCAAAUUGCUACGGAUGCUCUAAUCGAGAUGGAGAAAAGCAUGACAAAGUAUAAACUAGAUGUAAUCGAUAAACAGUUAGCUUGUACUCCUAUCCACUCCAAGGAAGGAAAGAAUUAUCUCAAAGCUAUGGGUUCGGCUUGUAAUUUUGCCUGGAUUAAUAGAUCUUCCAUGACAUUCUUAGCUAGACAGACUUUCGCAAAAAUCUUUGAUCAAUCACCAGACGACUUAGACAUGCAUGUGAUAUAUGACGUGUCACAUAACAUUGCCAAAAUUGAGGAUCAUCUCGUCGAUGGAAAGAGAAAAAAAUUGUUAGUUCACAGAAAAGGGUCAACGAGGGCCUUUCCUCCGUUCCACCCGGCAGUCCCUUUAGAUUACCAAUACUGUGGACAACCCAUUCUCAUUGGAGGAACCAUGGGUACCUACUCCUACGUCCUUACUGGUACGGACAAAGCUAUGGAGACCACUUUCGGGUCUACUUGUCACGGGGCUGGACGCGCACUAAGUCGAAACAAAAGCAGAAACACACUAAACUAUGUCGACGUUCUGCAAAAAAUGAAAGACGAAAAUAUCUCCAUCCGAGUCGCCUCCCCAAAGUUAAUUAUGGAGGAGGCCCCCGAGUCGUACAAGAACGUCUCCGAGGUGGUCAAUACGUGCCAUGACGCGGGGAUAUCCGCCAAGUGCUUUCGCCUCAAGCCGGUGGCAGUGAUAAAGGGGUGA